GAUAACCUGCUGUUUUAUUGUUGGUUCACGUACUAAUGACAGUCAUUUUACGUAUUCAUUGCUAAAAGAAAACUGAAAAAAUACAUUUGCCCGAAUUUCCGGUUAGUCAUCCGCCCACAUCGAUCUUCAUUUAGGCGCAGCCAAAUAAAAGGAGAGAGCACAUCACCAUGGACUUUGGAGACGAUUUCGCAGCAAAGGAAGAGGUGGAUCCGGCGGCCGAGUUCCUGGCGCGCGAACAGUCGGCUCUCGGGGAUCUGGAGGAGGAGAUUACGGGGGAUGCCUCAGUAUCUGCUCCAGCUGCUGCUGCUUUAUCCACAGACGAGGGUUUGGGCGAGCUCCUGGGAGGAGGAGGCUCCUCCGAUGUCCUGGGUGGAGAUCUUCUCUCAGCAGGCGGUGGCGGCGGCCUGGAAUCCUCUACGGGCAGCUUCGAGGUCAUUGGCGGCGAGUCCAAUGAACCCGUCGGCAUUUCGGGACCACCACCUUCCCGGGAAGAACCCGAAAAGAUACGCAAGUGGCGGGAGGAACAGAAACAGCGACUCGAAGAGAAGGACAUCGAGGAGGAGCGGAAAAAAGAGGAGCUGCGGCAGCAGUCCAAGAAGGAGCUGGACGACUGGCUGCGCCAGAUUGGCGAGUCCAUAUCGAAGACCAAGCUGGCGUCACGUAAUGCCGAAAAGCAGGCCGCCACCCUGGAGAACGGCGCCAUUGAACCGGGGACCGAAUGGGAGCGCAUAGCCAAGCUCUGCGACUUCAAUCCCAAGGUGAACAAGGCGGGCAAGGACGUCUCCCGCAUGCGAUCCAUAUACCUGCACCUCAAGCAGAAUCCCAUCCAGGUGCAGAAGGGCACCUAGGUAGUUUUAAUUACGCACUCGCCUAACCACACAUUGAGUUGAAUAUAAAAAUUAUUAUUGAAAGUAUUCGCUGUAUAUUCCAAUUUAUGAUACAUAAAAUAUUAUUAUUGCUGCUAAAACAUAGCUGCGAUCAUCGUUUUCUCUAAUGAAUGCAAUAAAGAAUGUGCACACAGUUGUCCUGAUUUCCUUGACUAUCAAAUACCCAUCACACAAAAUAUAAAACGAAAACUGGACAUGAAAAAGUUAGGAAAAAGAACAAAUGAAAAAUAAAACUGAAAAUAUGACAACUAAA
Molecule: messenger RNA, 1140 nt
Organism: Drosophila rhopaloa
Lineage: Eukaryota; Metazoa; Arthropoda; Insecta; Diptera; Drosophilidae
Gene: Clc
Product: clathrin light chain
Biological process (GO): clathrin-dependent endocytosis; clathrin coat assembly; intracellular protein transport
Cellular component (GO): postsynaptic endocytic zone cytoplasmic component; plasma membrane; clathrin coat of trans-Golgi network vesicle
Molecular function (GO): clathrin heavy chain binding; structural molecule activity
Source: RefSeq, a predicted model, not a curated record